Molecule: messenger RNA, 3666 nt
Organism: Alosa alosa (allis shad)
Lineage: Eukaryota; Metazoa; Chordata; Actinopteri; Clupeiformes; Clupeidae
Product: GTPase IMAP family member 6-like
Exons: 3
Coding region: 90-1262 (390 amino acids)
Molecular function (GO): GTP binding
Source: RefSeq, a predicted model, not a curated record
CUGAAAUGGAGUAGCAGCAGCAGCAAUAAUAAAGUUGGACAUACAGGUUAACAUUCAACCCAUUGCUCCUACUUUAAACGUCAGAAUUGAUGGCUACCUGUUCAAAACGUCGAUCUGGUGAAGACACUCAAACUCUUCCAGAGGUUAGGAUUGUGAUGCUGGGCUUUCGAGAUGCAGGGAAGAGUUCAGCAGGAAACACCAUUCUGCAGGGAGACAUGUUUGACCAUCGCAAAACUGUUGAGAGUGUGAAAAGACGGGGAAAAAUUGCUGGAAAACACGUCACUGUUAUUAACACUCCAGGCUGGGGAAGGGAGCAGCUGCUUAAAGACAGCCCUGAGCUCAUUAAAGAAAACAUUAUACUGAGCAUGGCUCUGUGUCCCCCUGGUCCACACACUGUUCUCAUAGUCAUCCGCGUCGAUGUAAAACUUACAGAAACAAACAGAAGGGCCAUGCAAGAACACGUUGAGCUCCUUGGUGAACGUGUAUGGAGUCACAGUAUGGUGCUGUUCACCUGUGGUGACUGGCUUGGAGACACUUGCAUUGAGAAAUACAUUGAGAGUGAAGGGAAGGUCAUGGAAUGGCUCGUGGAGAAAUGUGGAAACAGGUACCAUGUUCUCAAUAAUGUUAACAAGGAGGACACAUCUCAGGUUUUAGAACUUCUGGAAAAGGUUGAGGAGAUGGUGAGAAGGAACAAUGGGCAACAGUAUGAAAUAGACCGAAGGCGACUGGUAGAAAUAGAACAGAGAAAGAGAUCUUAUGAAGAAAAAGCAAAAAAAAGAAUGAUGAAAGUUGAGCAAUAUAAGGAUAAGCUGAAUUGCCCAAAAGAUGUUGGAAUAUUUCACAAGCCGAAGGAAGGUGCUAUCGCAGAUGUGACAGGAGCUCCUAGUCUAGAUCUUGCUACGGAAGUGCCAGUUCCACAGCUUGGAGCAGACACUGAAAUCUCCGCACUGGCUGUCACUGAAGGAACCGCAGCUAGAACUCCAACCUCUGAUAAUCCUGAGACAGAACAUACCAGAACCUCUGAAUCUGUUUCCACUGACAGAAAAGAUGCUGUUGGACCUUCACUCACUUCCACUGACGAAGAAAAUGUUGCUACAUCACCCACACCCACUUCUAAAACCAGAGGAGCAGUCAUCAGAACUUGUGUUGCUUCCAAUGAUGACAGGGAUAGCACCGGAUGUUCUGAAGUUCCCCUGGUCCCUACCAGGCAGUCUCGCAACCGAAGGCUCCCAGCAAGAUAUCAGAAUUAUCAUAUGUCUUGACAUGAAUAAUGUGUCAUAAUGAUGGCCAAUGGUUUGCUUUGCCAAAGCAUUUUUGUAACCAGACAGAGCUCUUCAUUUAAUAGUUUUUUUUUUUUACUUAUCCUUUGUUUAACCAGGGUAACCACAUUGAGAAUGGUUUAUUGAGUGUUUUUUUAUGUAGAUAUGUGUAUGGACGUUGUCAGCAUGAGCAGGGAAAAAAGAUGCAGUUACAGCUGCAUUCAACGGAAUCAGACCUGGCUACAUGAACUCGUUAGAGCCUGUGAAUAAACAUACAAGGAUACAAGGAGGUGUAUUUAUCACAUACAUAGAAAUACUAGCGUAAAGCUUGUAGUGAAAUUUCGCUUUGGUGUUCAGCUUUUUUUGUGCGAGUGUAAAGAAAGAAAUAUUUAAUAAAUAGCAAGAGAUAAAGAGUAUAACAUGCAGUGUGUGUACAGUCCAUGGCCAAGUGAGUAAAAAGUGUAAGUGCAGUUUAUUUAGUCUUGUGUGUUCAGGAUACGGAUGGCUUGAGAAAAGAAGCUCCUCCUCAGUCUCUCUGUAACAUUGAGCUGUUGAGGUAAUUGGAGGCCUUGGAUCAGGGGGAGAAAUCUCUUCACUGGCCAUAGCUAUAAGCAAUUUUCAUAUGUACAUUUUCCUUUUUUUAUUUUUAUAUACUGUGUCCAAAUGUCUUUUGUCUUUUACUUAUAGUUUUUUAAUUAUUAUUAUUUUAUGUUUAUUUUAUGUAAACAUUGUGUUGGGAUCUCAUUGUCAAUGUGUCAGUGUGUUAAUCUAGUACAAAUGCACAUAUCUUACCACCAUAAAUCUAAAUGGAUACAGGUACACAGGUCCUCAUUUCUUGACAGGGUGUUCUGCAGAAAAGGCAUAGGCUAUAACUUCCCCCUUGUGCUGUUUUCUUUUCCGAUUCUUUCACACCAUGACGUUGACGGUUUAUCAUAGCACAUAGGCUUCUAGGCUAUAUCAAUAAUCCUGACUCUGACCCUGACCCUUAUAGUAGGCUAGUGGUGUCUCAUUUCCAAGGGGAAUAUUUUCACCCUUAUACCCAGGGAGCAAAAGGGGUUUUACAGACAUGGAAUGUUGUAAAGGGUUGUGACCCAUAAAUUAUGUCUAUAGGACCUUCAAAGAUGGACCACAACCUGGUCAACUCACUACUGGAAACCUACAGUACAGGGAGGAUUAAACAAUGCAACCCCUGCUGCUUUUAGCCCUUCAGAAGGGGAGUUACGGAACAUUGUAACGGAAUAUUCUAUUCCGCAACAAUGUAAGAUUGUAAAAUUCCAUGUUGAAUUCAAUGAACCCAGAUCCUUGUAGAUGGCUCUGAAUGAACCCAUGAAAAUUCAAAAAAUGCGCUUAAAAUAUUAUAAUUCUAAAACGUUCUAUGGUAAUCAGCCACAUUUAUUUUCCACCUCAUGGAAUUGGAAACCUUGGUCCUCAAAAAACAGACAAUGAAAAUAUGUUUUAUCAGAUGAACACAUAUAACCUAUUUGAACUAGUUUCACUUACCACAUAGCAAUUAUGGCCCAUUACACAUCAUAAGCAUUUCAUUCAAAGUGACCGUAGCCUAUCCGAUGUCCAGUUUCACUAGCCUAACUGAUAAAAGAGGUCACGGUUGAGAUCUGUUAGCCUAAUUGGUGUUUUAUGGUUCUGGUAUAGGUUUUGUUUUCAUAUUUAUUUCAUUUAAUACAAUGUCUAUUAAUUGCACAAGUCAUUGUCUGUUUUACAAAGUCACAAGUUUACACAAGUCAUUUUCUGUUUAAGAGUUAAAAAAGAGACAGCUCUUCCAUUUUGUCAUGGAAGUGGGAGAUUCAACGGAUUAGUCAAUUCUCUCUUUCAUACAGUAACAUAAAUUGGAAAAUAUAGGUGCAUGAAGCCUAAAUUAGAACAUGCCAGUGUGCAGGAGUGCACCAGAAUGUAUCAUCACGUAUUCUAAAACACACAUAAAUACACUACAUCAAUUAGGCAACAGUAUUUCCAACCACAGCCUAUCUACAGAGUUUUGAUAGGCCUACAUAGGAGGAUUUGUUCGUCCGCUUUGACAGUUUGAUCUUUGUAGCCCAAACUGCCACCUUGUUUCAUAUGCAUUGAAAUACUAUAUUAUAGUAAACUUGUGUUUCUUGCAAACAGCACUCACUGAUGUACUUAUUCUUACUGUACUCUUUUAAAUUGUCCUUUAAAACUUGCUUUAGAACUUAAACUUUUUAUCAUGUUGUUAGUCGCUUUGGUUAAAAAUGCUAGCCUAGAAAUCUAGACGCACCCUAUAGCGGCAUUACAUUUGCUGCCAGGGCUAUAAAAAUGCGUCAGCCAAAUGUAAUGUAAUGUAAUGAUUCUACUGCUCCCUUACUUAGAGAUUUAUGUAUAUUUAGUGUUUUGUUUUUCUUAUCUUCUACUGUCUCUAUUGUGGAGUUUGGUU